Molecule: messenger RNA, 964 nt
Organism: Lontra canadensis (Northern American river otter)
Lineage: Eukaryota; Metazoa; Chordata; Mammalia; Carnivora; Mustelidae
Gene: ADTRP
Product: androgen dependent TFPI regulating protein
Exons: 7
Coding region: 216-908 (230 amino acids)
Cellular component (GO): membrane; endomembrane system
Source: RefSeq, a predicted model, not a curated record
CAGAGACCCCCUACUCUUUCCCAUCAGUGUCUAAACUCAGUUUAUCAGGGAAGGAGCCUAUGAGAGAAGCCAAAUUCAGCCUUGCUGGAACUCCCAGUCCAAGAGGGGUGUGGUUUACAGCCCUCGGGCAUGCCUUAUGACUUCAGCUGUGACCCACAGACGGACACCAGAGGAAAGCUACCUGAGUCAUCACGGCUCCCUGGUCAGAGCUAGCCAUGACGAGGAUUUGUACCUGCGUAUACCACUUCCUUGUUUUGAGCUGGUAUAUUUUUCUCAAUUAUUACAUCUCACAACAAGGAGGAGACCAGCGGAAAUCCAAAGUCUUUCUCAAUGGCGGACAGUGGAAGUACUUGACAUUCCUAAAUCUGCUCUUGCAGGCCAUUUUCUACGGGGUCGUCUGUGUGGAAGAUGUACUAAAAAGAAUUAAGGGGGAAAAAGACAUUAAGUUCAUGACCGCCUUCAGAGACCUGCUUUUUACCACGCUGGCUUUCCCAAUCUCCACAUUUGUUUUUUUGUCGUUUUGGAUCCUUUUUCUCUACGAUCGAGAGCUUGUUUACCCGAAGGCCUUAGAUGGUAUCUUUCCAGUGUGGUUGAAUCAUGCAAUGCACACAUCCAUCCUGCCCUUUGCACUGGUGGAAGUCGUCCUCUGGCCGCACUGCUAUCCACAGAAGAAGAAAGGUCUCACCUUGUUGGCUCUCGCUAGUCUUGUGUACAUCAGCAGGGUCCUAUGGAUCUACUCUGAGACGGGUACGUGGGUGUAUCCUGUGUUAGCCAAACUCAGCCCGGUGGGUCUAACAGCCUUCUUCUCUCUCAGCUACAUCUUUAGUGCUGGCCUCUAUCUACUUGGAGAGAAGCUCAACCACUGGAAAUGGGGUGACAUGAUGAAGCCAAGGAAGAAGAAGAAGUGAUCCCAGGCGGUUUUCCAAGAACAAAGGAGGAAGAAAACAUGAGAGUUUCAUUUCUA